UGUAUCUCCCACUGUCUCUGUAUCUCCCAGUGUCACCCACUGUCUUUGUAUCCCCCCAGUGUCUCUGGAUCCCCCAGUGUUUGCUGGUUCAGAGCUGCUUCCGGAUUUGCUCAGUAGUUUGCGGUGCUGCUGAGGUGGGCUGGGCUGCAGUGUCCGGGCCCGGCUUUGCUGUUGUCUAUCCCGGGCUGGGUUGGGUUGAGCCGGUCCCGGUCGGGCUGUUCUGUACCCCGGGCCGGGCUCGCUGUGUUUGCGGUGCUGUUGGAGCCGGCCCUGUGUCCGCUCACAGCGGCUUCGAGUUGAAAUGCUGCGGGUUCUGUGGCUCCGGCUGAGCGGAGCGGCUCCGGGACUGGGACCGGGGCCGGGGACUGGCAGAGCUGGAAGCCGGGGCUCGCUGCUGAUCCUCUGGAUUGGCAUCAGACUGUGCGCCGCCUCUCUUGACCGAUCCCCCUGGGCUGAACAUUACGGCACCAAGUCCAGGUAUGAGGGGCUGAGCGGGGACUCAGUGUCUGGCGCUGACUGGCUGGCACCUGCCAACUGCACUGUCUUACAGGUGAACGCCCUCAUCCGGCAUGGCACCAGGUACCCAACCAGGAAGAAUGUACCCCGCAUGGUGGAGAUCCACCAGCUGAUCAGGGAGCAGGGUGACCCAGGCAGCAGCCUGGUGCAGGCUAUUGCAGGCUGGCACAUGUGGUACAACGAAGGCAUGGAUGGCAAUCUCCACCCUUUGGGCAUCUCCGACAUGGUCAAGUUGGCCAAACGGUUGGCUGCCAGGUUCCCCGCUCUCUUCAAUACGCGGAGUUACAAAGAGAAGAGGCUCAAGUUUCUGACCAGCUCCAAACACCGAUGUGUCAACAGCACUAAGUCUUUUAUCCAAGGGCUGGAGAGCUACCUGAACCUGCGAGACCAGGCAAGCGGGCAAUGGGAGGUCAAUGAUGGGCUACUGCGCUUUUUUGACCACUGCGAAAAGUUCAAAAACCUUGUGGAAAACAAUAACACGGCUCUGCAACAAGUAGAAAUAUUCAAGAAAGGUCCAGAGAUGGAAAGAAUAAUGAGUAACAUGGCAAAGAAGCUCGGCAUCUCACCUAAGGCUAUAACCACCAAUAUGGUGGAAGCAACAUUUUACCUCUGCACCUAUGAGUUCAUCCUUAAAGGCAUAGUUUCCCCCUGGUGUGACCUUUUGGAAAAAGAAGAUGUGGAGGUGUUGGAAUACUUGGGUGAUCUCAAGCAAUACUGGAAGAGAAGCUAUGGAUACAAAAUUAAUGGCCUCUCCAGCUACAAGCUGUUUCAAGAUCUUUUCCAGUAUAUGGAUCAAACCAUUGAGGAGAAUGAGAGGAACCAGUCCGUAUCUCAUACUGCAGUCUUACGGUUUGGACAUGCAGAGACCCUCCUGCCGGUCCUGACUCUCAUGGGUUAUUUUAAGGAUGAUUACCCCUUACUAGCAAAUAAUUUUGAAGAACAAAAAAAUCGUAAAUUCAGGAGUGGACGGAUUUCACCUUUCGCUGCGAACCUCAUCCUUGUGCUGUACCAGUGCAAUGAAGCACAGAACCUAGGGGAAAAGUACAAGCUCCAGUUGUUUCUGAACGAAAAGCCACUUCCAUUUCCUCACAGUGGAAACCUUGUUGCUGACUAUGGGGAAGUAAAGAACUGCUAUCAGCAUCUCAUCGAAGCAUUGAAAUUCAGAAAUGUAUGUGAUGACCACAGUUCCUUCCACUUCAUUUUCUUUCUUUUCCUCCUCUUAUUGUUCACAGUUUAUUAUUAAAGUUGCCAUCAAUUUGGGAUUCUCAAUUUUUAUGUUUAUUCAAUAGAUUCAUAACUUGUAAUUCUGUAGAUAGAAUCAUACAGCACUGAAGGAGGCCUUUCGGCCCAUCAUGCUUUGAAAGAGCUGUCCAAUUAGUCUCUCUCCCCUACUCCUUCUCCAUAAUCCUGCAUUUUUUUUCCUUUUCUAGUAUGUAUCCAAUUCCCUUUACAAAGUUAUUAUUGAAUUUGCUUUGAGCAUAUGCAUCCCAGAUUGCUGUGCUGUGUAAAUAAAUUUUCCCUCAUCUUCCCACUACUUUUUUUGUCAUGUCAGGGUGGAGGUAAAAAUCAGGGUUAGUAUUUCUCCGGGAAUAGAAUAAUACAGUUCAUGCUUUAGACUUUAAUUACAACCUUUACAAGCCUGAACUGUUGGAUUUUUCAGCCUCUCAGCUUUGACAGGCUCAAUCCCCUUCCACAUGAAUACCUAAACCAGGGGAGAAGGAAAGUGUGGGUUGGGGGAUG
Molecule: messenger RNA, 2256 nt
Organism: Carcharodon carcharias (great white shark)
Lineage: Eukaryota; Metazoa; Chordata; Chondrichthyes; Lamniformes; Lamnidae
Gene: minpp1b
Product: multiple inositol-polyphosphate phosphatase 1b
Exons: 5
Coding region: 302-1759 (485 amino acids)
Molecular function (GO): inositol phosphate phosphatase activity; acid phosphatase activity
Source: RefSeq, a predicted model, not a curated record